This is a messenger RNA of Nezara viridula (southern green stink bug), 1461 nucleotides long. NCBI's taxonomy places the organism in Eukaryota, Metazoa, Arthropoda, Insecta, Hemiptera, Pentatomidae. The record is from the annotation of a GenBank genome assembly.
CUAAAAUAAAUAUUUCAAAAAUCUUCAUUACACUAUCCUCAAAAUUUUAAAUCUUUAGAAAAAUAAUGUCUUUAUGCUCUAACUCCUCUUCGUUCGAUCUUAGUAUCCUAGAUGGGGACCUGGACCAGGACCAGGACCUGGACCUGGACCUGGACCUGGACCUGGACCUGGACCUGGACGAUGAAUAUGAACCUCAUCCUUUCGAUAUUCUACUUCAAAGGAACCGUAAAAAGAAGCGCACUAAAAAGAAGAAGCACAAACGAAAAAUCACAAAAGGUAAAAAAAAAAAAAAAGUAAAACCAAAAAAAACAGAAGAAUCUGAGCCUGGUAAGACUGAGACAGCUCCAGUUCCAGCUCCAGCUCAAGUUCCAGCUCCAGCUCUAGCUCCAACUACAAUUCCUACUCCAGCUCCAGCUUCAGCUAAAAUUUUACACAGACCUCCACCUCCAUUUCCGUCCUCACUUGAUGAAGAACCACACGACGUAGAAGUUGUAAAUGAAGAAGAGAAAGUAGUAGUUGAAGCAGUAGAAGAAGAUUUUUUAUUAGCAGCAAAGGAUGAGGGCCCAGAGCCCGUCGGCAUUAUUUCAAUCUUGAUGAAACGCCGACGCGAUAAAAAAAUAGAAGAGCGGAAAUUACCACCACCGCCGCCUUCUAUAACUGCUGAAGAAGAAUCUACUGCUUCAAAGGAAGUUUCACAACCAGCAGUCCUUAUUGGAGCACCCAAGCCCAAACCACCAAAAUUUAUUAAUUGCAGAUUUAAUAAACCUGGGCCUGGCCAUUAUAAUUACUAUUCGUGUAUCGGAUAUGUGGGACACGAUCCGACGAAAAAAAAAGCACCAAACUUCAGCUUUGGGCUAAGAACAAAGAUUCCAGAAAAACGAACAAUAACGCCUGGCCCAAAGUACAAUCUCAGAGAUUUCACGUCGAGGGGAAAAGUAAAACCAAUGUCUUUCACCUUCGAAAAGAAGAGACCCCUCCCUCCUAUAGAAAUAACACCAGGCCCUGGACACUACAAAGAUCAAACAAUGUAUAUAGCACCUAGGUCAAAAAGUGCUUAUUUAUAUGGCCGUCGGGAAGACAAAAAACGCUUUGAAACACCCGUGGCGGUAGGAGAACUAACAUACAUGGGAAACAACCGACCUGCUGCCUAUUUGGUUGGAAAGCCUAUAUCACCCAAACCAUUUAGUUAUCCGUCACCGCUAUCCUAUGCCCCUGUCAAGAACGACGUCUUCCUGACCAAAGCCCCCUCGUUCUCCAUGGGCUACAAUAGACAGCCAUCUAACAAAAGUACCGCCAUGUUCCCAACGGUAGGAACAUACAAUCCUAACUAUGACUACUUCCUGAAAAAACGGAACGUCAUUAUACCGACCAGUACCGGAAGUUGUUUACGGGUUCCGAUGGACUUACCAGAGAAGCGCAAGAAAACAAACUACCAAUGAACCCAUAUUUUGAUCAAUAAAC